GCAUUUCUUUGCUCUUGACUUGAAGCCUGAAGGUCUUCGAGCCUUUAUCUAUUCCAUAUCAUACAAUCAUAUUCAGUGGAAACCAUAUCCUCUGCUCUCAACCCUUGAUAAGCUUCCCCUCUCCACACUUGAGACAUAUUCAGUGCAUUGAUCUCAGCCAUGUCACAAGAUCAAGACGUUUCAAGCUCCCUCAAGAACCUGUCAAUCGACACAAAGGACGAGCCUUCAGUGUUGUCCAAGAAGCCAGCACCCAAGAAGAAGGCCAAGAAGGCCGUCGCAGACUCAUGGGAGGACUCCGACCCCGACUCUGAUGCAGAGCCCGAAGUCGAGUCAGAGUCAGAGUCAAACAAGCCAACUCCCACCGCGACACCCGCACCGCCUCCCCCAACGCCCAUGUCACCCGUCGGUGGCUUACCAUGGGAGUCACCUUCAGGAAGUCCCGGCCCUCGCGCCGGAGCAGACCCGGAUAAACGCCCUGAGAAGACGGAUGCCGUGGCUCGUCGUAUGAUUGCUGCUGGACUAGGCCUUAAGGCACCGAAGCAGACGGAGGAGCAAAGGGCGUACCAGAGGAGUGUUCGUGAGCAGGAGAAGAAGAGAAGGGAGCAGGAGAAGGAGGAGGCAAAGAAACGACAGGCUGAUGUUGAGAAGGCAAAGGCAGCCAUUUGGGAUGAUUAACCGGAUAUCUGAUUAACAAGCUUGGAAGACUGCAUGGCAGACAACAAGAGCUUACAAUUCACUUUUCUUCCUGGGCAACUCUCAGAGAACUCACUGAACCGAGUGACUUGGAGUCAAAGAGGAAAGAUACAAGAAAGAAUACCUACAUAAGUUGUCAGGGUUGAGAAAUACGUAUGAACAAAUCCCUGCUACCGAUAACAAAUGCUCUGUCUGGUCUGAGGUAUAUACUGCUUGGG
Messenger RNA from Fusarium oxysporum Fo47, 911 nucleotides. RefSeq lists its product as uncharacterized. Lineage: Eukaryota; Fungi; Ascomycota; Sordariomycetes; Hypocreales; Nectriaceae. The record is from RefSeq and is a predicted model, not a curated record. Bases 160 to 675 code for a protein of 171 amino acids. The transcript has a single exon.